CAAGCAAAGCAACCCAAAGCAAAAUACAUAAUUAAUAACCUCACACACCUCUAAUGGCAGCUCAGGAUGAGAAGAAUGUGUUCGGCAAGCCCAUAACAGAGGGAACUAGGAUGGAGAGGGCAAUCGAGGCUUUAAACAAUCCAGACGCAGGUGGCAAGCGUGGUGAAGCCCUUGAAUAUGUGAGGAAACAGAAAGAACUCUCGCGGAAAGAAGUUUCCACACUAUGUAUGUUUUAUAAUGCUACCGGUGAGACCUUGGCUUAUGAUGACGGAGACUCCAGGGAUGGGUCCAAGGUCUAUGGUACGUAUCCGGACAGAGUUCGGAACGGACAGUGGGGUGCGUUUUUGCAUGUUGGAACCACUGGCCGCAGCUCUGGGUUUGUGGUGUAUCGCGUCAAGAACAACGAUACAGAUUACUGUAGCCAGCUACUUGGUUGGGAGAACCCAGGGGGAGGGUGCCAUAACUCUAACAACCAUGCCCACUGUAACAUCUUUAAAGAUGGAGUGGUUGAUCCAGCUGAUGAGGUCUACAAGAGGAUGGAGCUUAGUUCCCGACAAGAUAAGGCGAGGAAGCUUGAAAUGCACACCAAAGCAAGUAUUGAGGAGGGAAUUUCACCUGUGUAUGAAGCAAAAUUCACUCGUGAAGAGGCUGAGGCCUCCUCAUUAAUGCUAUAUGCUGCUGCCCCACAAGAUGAUGCUGCCGAACAAGAUGUUGAAGCUUCAUCGGCUACUUGAUUGAUUGCUUCUUAAGCUUUCAAGAUCAUGCAUCUUAUAUAGACGUAUGUAUCUAUAUAUUGCAUGCAUUCCGUUUGUUUGCAUCUGUGUGAAGUUGUGAGAGUGCCUGUCUGUUAUGUUGUGUGAAUUUAAUAAAACGUGUGCUUGUACCAUUAUCUGAUUUAUAAUUAUAAUAGUCUCAUGAUUCCGUGUUUU
Messenger RNA from Helianthus annuus (common sunflower), 929 nucleotides. RefSeq names its product 23 kDa jasmonate-induced protein. The transcript is spliced from 2 exons. Lineage: Eukaryota; Viridiplantae; Streptophyta; Magnoliopsida; Asterales; Asteraceae. The record is from RefSeq and is a predicted model, not a curated record. Bases 54 to 734 code for a protein of 226 amino acids.